Molecule: messenger RNA, 1110 nt
Organism: Kwoniella botswanensis
Lineage: Eukaryota; Fungi; Basidiomycota; Tremellomycetes; Tremellales; Cryptococcaceae
Exons: 9
Coding region: 1-1110 (369 amino acids)
Biological process (GO): DNA strand invasion; double-strand break repair via homologous recombination; reciprocal meiotic recombination
Cellular component (GO): replication fork; Rad51B-Rad51C-Rad51D-XRCC2 complex; centrosome
Molecular function (GO): four-way junction DNA binding; ATP-dependent activity, acting on DNA; single-stranded DNA binding
Source: RefSeq, a predicted model, not a curated record
AUGCUUCUCAAGCGAUUGGUAGAUUCCCUUCCUGCCGAAUUGGCAUUCCUCAUACCUGAAUUAGACUCGGCAGGAAUCAAAACCACAGAAUCGUUGAUUUUCUCCUCUCCAUCAGCAAUUCUAUCCCUCGCUCCUAUCCUAUCGAAUAUCCAGCUCGAAUACCUUAUUUCCACUUGCGUAAGAUUGACUGCUCCAGAUUGUAUAUCAGGAGAUACGUAUGAAGAGAUAGAAGGAAGUUGGAAGGGGUUUGGGAUUGUGAGUUUGGAUGAACUGUUUGAAAGGUGGGAUGGAGUAGGGGUAAUCGAAUUGGCUGGUCCGAGGAAAGUUGGGAAAUCACUACUUGCACUUCAUGCUUCGCUCAGGAUCCUCGCUUCGGAUGAAGAAGCGAUGUGUACGUGGGUAGAUACCGAGGGAUCGUUCUCGCCUGAAAGAGCAAAAAUGAUAUUGGAGGAAUGGCAUAUCGAUGAACCGAAUUUGAUUCUUGAGAGAAUAGUAGUGAUUAAUGCAUUCAAACUAGAAGAUGUGUUCGAAGCUAUCUCACAGCUGAAAUAUUCACUUGACAAUCCCGACGCGAGGGAGACGAAGGUUUUAGUGGUCGAUACGAUAUUCACCCAUUUCAAGGAUUUGUUAUCUGCUACUUCGGCACAAGGGCAUGCCGAUUUGAUCACUCUCAUGGAAGAGAUAGCUGAGAUUUCAUAUUCCCAGGGAAUGGUAUCAUUCAUUAUCAACUCCACUGCAUCUUCAUACCCUACGAAUCCCCAAUCAUCGUUCAACAAAAUGGAUAUAAAGCCUGCUCUCGGAGCUUCCUUUACUUUCACAACCGAUAUGACAUUACUCAUCCAGGAAACUGGAAGGGUAUUCGGCAUGAUCGACGCAGAAGAGAAGGAGAGGAUCAGGAGUAAACCUGGUUUGAGGGGUUUGGUGGAAGUCAUAAGAAGUAGAAUCGCUCGCACGGGAGCUUGGACGGUGUUCGAAACAGAUGGGAUAGGAAUGUUCGAUGUUACUCCGCCUCAUGAAGUCGACGAGCGAACGACACGUAUAUCAGCGGGCCUACCGACUGGACCUGACAGACCGAAGAUUGGUUCUUUGGCUCAAACUCUUAUCCCUUGA